Molecule: messenger RNA, 2530 nt
Organism: Oryzias latipes (Japanese medaka)
Lineage: Eukaryota; Metazoa; Chordata; Actinopteri; Beloniformes; Adrianichthyidae
Gene: tlx3a
Product: T cell leukemia homeobox 3a
Biological process (GO): animal organ development; regulation of transcription by RNA polymerase II
Cellular component (GO): nucleus
Molecular function (GO): RNA polymerase II cis-regulatory region sequence-specific DNA binding; DNA-binding transcription factor activity, RNA polymerase II-specific
Source: RefSeq, a predicted model, not a curated record
CUUACCAUAUAUAUAACUUGCUGACACCCGUAGUUAUGGGAAAUCUUGAUUAUUGUGCCUAAUCGUGGGCCUACCCCCACCAACAUUCAAUCAGUCACUCCUGUGCCAGCCAAUGAAACGUGGAGAGGGAUGGAGGAAGGAAGGAGCUGCUAGACGGAGCGUUUUGACGCGCUGAGGGGAGGACAGAGCGUCACAUCUCUCCAAACGCCCAUCAAACUUUCAGCACAGCCUGUGGAGAGGACCCAGUCCCCACGAAGAGGCCCGACAGAGACAACGGGGACGCGCUGAUUCAGGACCUCACGGGUGGACAGCAAUGGAGGUUCUUCUAAUGAUGACUUUUCGUUCAGUUUGACUCUCCUGUCAGUCCUCCUUAAAAUAUCCCGUACAAUUUUCGCAUCCUUGUGUCUAUAAAUCGAAGGAUGGAGCAAGAACCGAGUGCACCGAGCCCCCCUCCAAAACCAGUCCACCACGAGCCCAUUAGCUUCGGCAUCGACCAGAUUCUGGGAGGCGGAACGGAGCCGGAGAGCGGGCGCACGCCGAGAAGACUCAGUGGAUCCGAUCUGAGCAGCGGAGACGUUUAUUACAGUUUAGGAAGCCCGGCGGGGGCCAACGCGCCCUCAUACACUGCGCUGUCAAUCUCCCUGUCCGGCAUAAUGCCUCAAGUGGAAGCUUCAGAUUCAUACGGAGAGGGCAGGAGUCUGGGCAGCCGGGGAGUCAUAAGAGUACCAGCCCACAGACCCGUGACAGCGCCGGGACCCCCAGCUCCCGUCCAGAACGCUGUUCCUGGCUUUGGAGGGCUGUGCUUCCCCUGGAUAGGAAACAGGUUCGCAAAAGACAGGAUAUCAGCGGCUCUGGUACCGUUUGCCGUUACGCGUCGGAUAGGACACCCGUAUCAGAACCGGACUCCUCCCAAACGGAAAAAGCCUAGAACCUCUUUUUCCCGAGUCCAGAUCUGCGAGCUGGAGAAACGUUUUCACCGGCAGAAGUACCUGGCCAGCGCCGAGCGGGCAGCUCUGGCUAAGAGUCUGAAGAUGACAGACGCGCAGGUCAAGACCUGGUUUCAGAACCGGAGGACCAAAUGGAGGAGACAGACAGCAGAGGAAAGGGAGGCGGAGCGUCAGCAGGCCAAUCGCCUCAUCCUGCAGCUGCAGCAGUCCGCCCUCCAGAAAUCCCUUAGCGAAUCAGCGGUGUCGGACCCGCUGUGCGCGCACAACUCCUCCCUGUACGCGCUGCAGAACCUCCAACCGUGGGCCGAAGACAGGGAAUGAGGAGCACACGCUUUGACUGCAUGGAGGGCAUAUAAAUGCAAAGAGGACAGUGGGACUUGGUUUCAUUGUUGCUGUAAUGAUGUGGCCACAAAUGGUCACUCCCAUUUAAGUGGGUUCGUGAGAUGGACGUGAAUUGUUGGUGAGUGUGACAGAAAAUUGUUCUGUCCUUCAGAACAAUUUCCCAUCUUAAAAAUGGAUCUCAGACAAACUUGUUAUUAAAUUCCAUGUGAUCCUUUAAAUGUCCUCUGCUUGUUCUUAUUCUUUUUAUUAGAAUAAGAGGACAGGUUGUUCUUCAACUGAGUGUUGCGAUUAAUUCUUCACUAAUACAAAAUCUUUUAUUCUGUGAAAGCUACAGUUGGAGCUGGAAACAAUACUGAUGAAAACCAUCUUCACAGCAGAGUACAUGCUUUGGUGUGUGUUCAUUAUAUUUUAUAUGAAUACUGAAGAAAUUAUCUGGAUCUUUUUCAUUAGUUUGGUGGUUAUAAAUGAAAUCUAAAUUCCACAAAAAUAUAUUUAAGAGAAACCCUGAAAUUCUCUUGCACAUGUUUCCACAAAACCCCUCUCAAAUGAUAGCCAGAGUAAUGCAUUACGUGAAAAAAAUGUUAUUUUGAGCAGUAAAAGAAAUGAAUAAUAAGAUGAAAAUAAGGAAGGCUAUGAUGGGAUUGAUGCAUGUUACUUAAAUUAUUGGUUUUUACAUCAAGGCACAAACUCUUUUUGUAAAAUCUCUGUACAUUUGUAAAUAGAAGUUCAAGAAGUUGUUGUGAUUCUUUUAUGCUCAUCCUCUUUCCGAUGUGCAAAAAAAAUAAAAGUUUUUAAGUUAUGAGGCACAAAUGAAAAAGUGUAUGACGUAACAAUGUUUGAAAGUAGCCAGCAUGAGUUAAUUUCUUGAAAAGUUUAUUGAUAAAUAUAAUGAUUUUAUACAAUAUUUCAAUACACACAUACUUUUAAUUCUGAUGGUUUUAAGUGUCUGUCUGUAUGUCUGUCUACCCAUCUGUCUUUCUGACUGUUGGCUUGUCUGGGUACAAUUAAGAAGAGCUGCAACACAGUUUUUUUUUACUAUUAUUAUCAUUAUUAUUGGUAUAACACAGUGAAUGACAGCAUCAAUUUUAGUUUUGCCCAAUCCUUAGAAUGGCUCUCUUUGAAAACAUGGCUUCCUUUCCUCCAAAUUCAGUGAUAAGGUCUUCUCUCCAGUUUUCAUUCAUCGCCUCCCAGCAUCUGGCUCUCACAGUGAAAUGUUGGUUGCUCUGAGUCGAAUCCCUUUU